This is a messenger RNA of Pollicipes pollicipes, 5535 nucleotides long. RefSeq lists its product as uncharacterized. Gene Ontology annotation, biological process: response to oxidative stress. Gene Ontology annotation, molecular function: peroxidase activity; heme binding. The record is from RefSeq and is a predicted model, not a curated record. NCBI's taxonomy places the organism in Eukaryota, Metazoa, Arthropoda, Thecostraca, Pollicipedomorpha, Pollicipedidae.
UGAAAGCGAGGCUGUUCCCCAGUCGCGCGCCGUGCCGCCGCCGUGUCACUUGCAGUCGAGGCGCCCGCCGGCCAGCCGGGAAUGCACGCGAGCAUAUAGGCGGUGGUGCGAGAGAGAGGAAAACCGUGUGACAGGCUGCCGGUGCCCACCGGUCACUGCCGAUACUACAGGGACUUUCAGCGCAGCAGGAUGGCAGCGCGGUGCUGGUGUCUGUGUCUGCCUCUGCUGCUGGCGGCCAGCAGCGCCGCAGUUGACCUAGGUGGACAGAGGAGAAGUGGGCCGGGUCGUGAUUGAGUCAGGCAAGUCGGUGCGGCUGCACAAGCGCCAAGCGGUGCGGACGGGGCCGCUGCGCCUGCCGGUCGAGAUCGACCCUAUCCCGGCCGGGCCCCGCUUCACCAUGCCCCACAUCUCGUUCCGGGAGCUGUCGCGUGACGUAGCUGACGCCGUGGCGGCCGUCGACCAGCGCUUCGACGUCGUCGAGCCGGCCAUCUACAACAGCGGAUCACGGCUGGUGCCAGGCACACCAGCUUGGUUCAUGGCGGCGUCUCAUAAGAUCAAGGUGGUCGCCAAGAACAUCUCGCGAAUCGCCUACAUUGCAGAGGAGGCAACGAAACACAUCGCAGAGAAGCACCAGCUGAGCAAGGACCAGAUCACGUAUGGCCUACCGACGGCCGACGUGCGAGGCACCGUGCUGGGCGACUCGUGCCCGGUCGAGGUCGACUUCCCCUGCCAGCCGCGCAAGUAUCGCGCCUUCAACGGCUACUGCAACAACGUGCAGAACCCCAAGUGGGGCAACUCCAACACCCGCUACCUGCGCUUCCUGCCGGCCGCCUAUGGAUCAGACGGUAUCUCGGUGCCGCGCCAGGCCCGCAGCGGGCAGUUCCUGCCGUCGGCGCGCUCCGUCACACUGGCCGUGCACCAGGACGGCAAGACCACCCACCGGCACAUGAACGUGAUGGCGGCCGUGUUCGGAGAGUUCGUCUACCACGACCUCUCGCACACGCCGCAGAUGGCAGGCUUCAUCGGGCAGCGGCUCAAGUGCUGCGACGUCGAGCUGGCCAACUUCCACCCCGAGUGCUACCCCAUCCUGAUCUCGGAGAGCGACCCGUUCUACGGCCGGCUGAAGCAGCGCUGCCAGGAGUACGUGCGCUCGGGCGUGGCGCCGCGCACCGGCUGCACGCUCGGACCCCGCGAGCAGAUCAACCAGGUGACCUCCUUCCUGGACGGCUCGGUCAUCUACGGCAGCAGCAAGGAGGAGAAUGACGAGAUCCGCCAGUUCAAGAAGGGUCUUCUCAAGAUGCAGCCGGGUCCGUCGGGCUCCAAGGGCCUCCUGUCGGCUGACCCGACGCAGCUCGACUGCAAGCCGCACCCUUCGCUCAGCUGCUUCCGUUCGGGAGACGUCCGUGUCAACGAGCACGCCGCCCUGGGCGCCAUGCACACGCUCUUCGCCCGGGAGCACAACCGAGUCGCGCUGGAGCUGGCCGCCAUGAACCGGCACUGGACGGACGAGCAGCUGUUCCAGGAGGCACGCCGCGUGGUCGGCGCCGAGCUGCAGCACAUCACCUACAGCGAGUUCCUGCCGGUCGUGCUGGGCAGCAGAAUCGUCUCAAAGUACGGCCUGGAGGUGGAGAAGGCCGGCUACUUCACCGGCUACGACAUCAACAUCGACCCGGGCGUGGCCAACAGCGUGGCCACCUCGGCCCUCCGCUUCGUCGCUUCCAUGAUGGGCAGCAGCAUCGCGCUUCGGAACGGCGAGCGCGUGGUCAACGAGCUGGACCUGACGUCGACGUUCUACGCGCCGUUCGAGCUGUACGUCAAGGGCAGGCUGGACCAGAUCCUGGAGGGUCUGGUGCGCGAGAAGGCCAUGGCUGAGGACGUCUUCAUCUCGGAGGCCAUGACCAACAAGCUGUUCGAGGAUUCAGCUGACGGGUUCGGUCUGGACCUGGCCGCCCAGCUGAUCCAGCAGGGCAGAGACCAUGGCGUGGCCGGCUACAACGAGUGGAAGGGCUUCUGCGGCCUGGAGCGCGCCAAAAGCUUCAAGGAUCUCGGCGACACCAUGGCGCCAAACGUCAUCCAGGCCCUGCAGCGAGUCUACAGUCACGUGGACGACAUCGACCUGUUCACGGGCGGCCUGGCCGAGACGGCCAAUGUCGGGGCGCUCGUCGGCCCGACCUUUGGCUGCCUGAUCGGCCGCCAGUUCCACUACCUGAAGCGUGGCGACCGCUACUGGUACGAAAACGACGUGCCGCCCUCGUCAUUCACCAGAGACCAGCUGGCCGAGAUCCGGAAGACGUCGCUGGCGCGGAUCAUCUGCGACAACGCGGACGCCAUCGACUACAUGCAGCCCACCGUGCUGCUCCAAUCGGACGAGUUCCUGAACGCCCGGAUGGACUGCGCCAAAGGCAUGAUCGGUCGCAUCAACCUGGACCGCUGGCGCCAGCUGUCGCCCAACUUCGUCGUGCCCGACGAGAUGCUGCACCAGUCGAUCGAGCGCGCCAAGCGUGACCUGGGCGAGAUGCGUCACACCGAGUGGAAUCUGCACGAGGCCCCGGUGCCAGAGAUGGUGCGCGCGCUGGUGCGUCGCCGGCCGCGCCAGGCCGGCGACCCCAACUCGCGCGUGUUCCAGGAGGCCAUCGCGCUCCUCUUCGACUCGGUCGAGGUGGGCCAGGCCGCGUGGAGCACGCUACGCACCCACGAGGAGAAGCUGUACAAUGAGAAUCUGGCGGCCGAUCCCAAGUCUGCCAUCGGCUCUGCCUACGCCUUCAUGAGACCUAAGCGGCAGGCGCAGGACAUAUCCAACACCUCCAUGGUGCUGCAGUUCGCUUCGCAGCGAUUCAUCAACAACUUCUUGAACGGCAACCAGCUGAAGGACCGCGAGUCGGGCAGCGUGGCGCCGCGCGACAUCCACGAGCUGGUCCAGGUGCUGCCCAACAUCGACGUCUCGGACGUGAUGGAGAUCCCGAGCGUGUUCGAGUGUGACGACCAGACGCUGCCCUGCGACCACACGUCCAAGUUCCGCACGGCCUCCGGCUGGUGCAACAACCUCAACAACCCCGGCUUCGGCAAGGGCGUGCGCGCCCUGAACCGGCUCGUGCGCCCGCACUACUCGGACGGUCUGAUGGCGCCGAGGGACCGGUCCGUGGCGGGCAACCCGCUGCCGUCGCCGCGCCUCAUCUCAGUCAACAUCCACAACGACGUGUCGGCGCCGCACGUGCGCUACAACCUCAUGAUCAUGCAGUGGGGUCAGUUCAUCGACCACGACAUCACCUUCACGCCCGUUAACAAGGGCUUCGGCGAGAGCAUCCUGGACUGCCGGCGGUGUGAUGCGGCGCUCACCAUCCACCCGGAGUGCAUGCCGAUCUCUGUGCCUGAGAACGACCCCUACUUCCCGCGGCGUAACGUCACCAACGGCCAGCUCUUCUGCCUGCCCUUCACGCGUUCCAUGCCCGGACAGCUCACGCUAGGUUACCGGGAGCAGAUGAAUCAGGUGACGGCGUAUGUGGACGCGUCGCACACGUACGGCUCGGACAAGUGCGAGCAGCGCCAGCUGCGCAGCUUCGUCGGCGGCCGGCUCAACGCCACGCGCCACCCCAUCCGCGGCAAGGACCUGCUGCCGCUCGAGAGCGCCCACAACGAGGAGUGCAAGUCCAACUCGGGCGUCUGCUUCACUGGCGGUGACACUCGCGCCUCGGAGCAGCCCGGCCUGGCCGUCAUGCACACCCUGCUCAUGCGCGAGCACAACCGCAUCGUCGACUACCUGAAGCGCAUCAACCCACACUGGAACGACGAGCAGCUGUUCCAGAAUGGCCGGCGCAUCUUGUCGGCCCUCAACCAGCACAUCACCUACAACGAGUUCCUGCCGCGCGUGCUCGGCUGGAACGCCAUCAACCUGUACGGCCUGAACCUGGACAGCGAAGGCUACCACAAGGGUUACGACCCGUACUGCGACGCGUCCAUCGUGAACGAGUUCUCCACGGCGGCCUUCCGCUUCGGCCACUCGCUGCUAAAGCCGCAGCUGGUCCGCAUGGACAACGCGUACCAGCACAAGGGGCCCGACAUCAAGCUGAAGGACACGUUCUUCAACCCGGACCCGCUGUACGAGCCGGGCAUGAUUGACCAAGUCAUCCGCGGACUGGCCACCACCUCCAUGGAGACGCUUGACCAGUUCAUCACCGAGGAGGUCACCAACCAUCUGUUUGAGGACAAACAUGUGCCCUUCUCCGGCCUCGACCUGGUCGCACUCAACCUGCAGAGAGGGCGAGACCACGGCCUGGCGCCGUACAACCAGUACCGCUCGCUCUGCAACCUGACCCACGCCAGGUCCUUCAGCGACCUGACCCGCGAGAUAUCGCCGCCCAUCCUGGAGAGGCUGCGGCGCACCUACUCGCAAGUCGACGACAUCGAUCUUUUCACCGGCGGUCUGGCCGAGACGCCGCUCCACGGCGGCCUGGUCGGACCCACCUUCGGCUGCAUCAUCGGCAUCCAGUUCAGGGCCCUGAAGCGCUGCGACCGCUUCUGGUACGAGAACGAAGACCCUCUGGUGCGGUUCACCGAGGCGCAGCUGGCGGAGAUCAGGAAGUCAACCCUCUCCAAGAUGGUCUGCGACAACUGCGACCAGGUGGACGUCGUGCAGAGGUCGCUGUUCGACCUGCCGGACCCGUUCCUGAACCCUCGCGUGAACUGCGAUAGCAUGAAGAGCAUCGACCUGGACCUGUGGAAGGAGCGCGUCAGCUGCUCUGUGGGAAGCUUGACGAUCGACAUCGGCUCGGCCGAGCGCGUCUCGCCCUGCGUCAUGUGCACCUGCACUAAAGAGGGACCGGUGUGCCAGUCGCUGAAGAUCGACAACUGCUUCCACCUGGCGAACAGCUACUCGCCCGAGGACAUCCUCAACGACCACGUCUGCAAGGUGCAGUGCGCGUUCGCCUUCCGCGCGCUGCCGGAGGUGGAGAACCACCGGAAUCAGCUGGGUUUCCAGUGAUCGCCCGAGCCGGCGAUCGUGGCAACCACGAGCACCGCCGUCACAGCGCCAGGAAAAAUCGCUGGGGGCUUCCGAAAGGCGCUCUUCUUUCAGACGAGUGGGUGCCGACCUAGUAUGGGGAGCGCGCCGGCAGCAGUGCAGCUGCGGGGAGCGCCUGAAGCGACGUCAGGCGGCGGGACGGAGGUCGGCGUGAGGCAGCAAGUGCGGUGGACAGAGUGCGUGUCGGCGGCGGCACCACUGUAGCCAUAAGAUUAUGGAGCGCGAUCCGUGAACUAGGUAGUGAUCAUGUCAUGGCGUCACCUCACGCCGCUCAUAUUUCCUGGAGAACGGUGUACAUUUAUCAUUACAUAUGCGUAGGAGGUCGUGAGACGGGGUCGUAAGUUAAAUUUUCCGUAGGCUGAAGGAAGGCGAGUGCGUUAUCCCGGGCGUGUGGAGUUACUACUGGCGUUAUACGUUUUGCGCUGCUUUAUAGCGCAAAUAUGCGUAUUGCGACUAUUCUGAUAGAUUCGGUGCCGUUAAGUCUGUAUGCAAAUAUACAUUUCCAGCUGCCGGUGACA